Engraulis encrasicolus (European anchovy) is the source of this 3605-nucleotide messenger RNA. It is a transcript of the gene kbtbd12, whose product is annotated as kelch repeat and BTB (POZ) domain containing 12. Gene Ontology annotation, molecular function: protein binding. Lineage: Eukaryota; Metazoa; Chordata; Actinopteri; Clupeiformes; Engraulidae. The transcript has 6 exons. The coding region runs from base 509 to 2404 and encodes 631 amino acids. The record is from RefSeq and is a predicted model, not a curated record.
ACCAGACCACCCAAACCUCCCCAGCCACCCCUCCACCCCUGCCCCUCUCAACCCAACGUAGCCCGAGUUCCAACUCAGCUCUGUUUCAUGUACACGACGAUCGGCAGCGGUCACACAGUCAGAUGGGAAGACUGUCAUGGACGUCUAAUGCCCAAAGAGCAACACUUCCCAAGAGGAGGAAUACUUCAGGAUUCAGGGACCUAGCCAAUUUGUCCGAAAAAAAUGAAAGAAAGUCUUCAUUCAUGAUGCCACUAUCCGACUAGAGGACACCUUUCCACCCCCAAGCCCUUGUUGGAGAGUUUGUUGGUUCCACUUAAACCAAACUGGCUGUUGGACUAAGGCAUAAAAAAAAAAUACAAGGCGUUGAAUGAAGGGCGCAGGCCCUGAACAUUAAUAUUUUUGAAAAAAGUGAAUAAAAAAAUUAAUGGGACCCCUAGUGUUGCUGAAUUUAUUUCUUGUUUUAUUCUUAUAACCAACCCAACCCCACCUCGUCUAAAAGUCAACAACAAUGGAUUUGAAGUCCAGGCACGGCAUAACGCUGCUGGAUCAUCUCACCAAGAUGAAGGACACGGAGCAGCUGACAGAUGUGGUGCUGGUGGCCGAGGACGUGCGCUUCCCUUGCCAUCGGCUGGUGCUGGCCGCCUUCAGCCCUUACUUCCGGGUCAUGUUCACCUGCGGCCUACGCGAGUGCGACAAACGUGAGAUCUUCUUGCGCGACAUGCCCUCCAAGAGCCUGGGCCUGCUUCUGGAGUACAUGUACAGCUCCAAGCUGCCGCUGUCCAACGACAACGUGCAGGGCAUCUCGGUGGCGGCCUUCCUGCUGCAGAUGGACGACGUCUUCAGCCGCUGCCAGCACUACAUGAUCGAGAACAUGGACGUCAACAACUGCGUGGGGAUCUACUACUACGCACGCGACCUGGGCGCUGAGGACCUGGCGGAGCAGGCGCAGCGCUACAUGCGGCAGAACUUCACCAAGGUGUGCAUGGGGGAGGAGGUGCUGGAGCUGGAGGCCCACCAGCUGGUCUCGAUGCUGGGCUCCGAUGACCUCAACAUCUCCCGGGAGGAGACCAUCCUGGACGUGGUGCUGCGCUGGGUGAGGUACGACAACACGUACGGGCUGGGAGUCGACGCCCUUGGUCACGGUGAGAUGCAGCCUCGCGAUCAGUACCUGCCCGAGCUCCUGCGCAAGGUGCGCCUGCCGCUGAUCGAGCCUGACUACCUGCGUGAGGCCAUGCGUAGGAACACGGCUUUGGUGGCCAAUGCUGAGUGCGUGGAGAUACUGGAGGAGGCCCUAGAGACGGCAAACAUGCACCCGGCCGCGGCGCCGCGACGACUGAAGCUGCGCUACGGCAUGGAGACCACAGAGAUGCUGCUGUGCGUGGGGAACGAUGGCGACGGGAUUCGGACGCGACAGGGCUGCUACUCCGAGCGGAACUUCUGCUAUGCGCCAAACACCGCACGCACCUACUACAUCACCUCGCCGCGCUACGCUGACGUGCUCGGGUGCGUGUGUGCAGGGGUGGUCAUGGACGACAGUGAAAUUGUAGUCGCCGGAGAGGUUGGUGCGCGCAAGGCGGCCAGGCAAAAGGAACGAAAUGUAGAGAUUUUCAGGUAUAACAUUGAUGCUCAGGGCACCUGGUGCCACCUGUGCUCUGCUGAAUACCGCGACUCGUAUGCCCUGGGCUCCCUCGGAGACACGCUGUACCUGAUUGGAGGGCAAAUGAAGCUGAAGAACGAACAGCUCAUGACGAACAGUGUACAACGCUGGUCCAUGAAGGGAGGACCGUGGCGGAGUGCCUCCCCUCUGCCACUGCCGCUGGCCUAUCACACGGCAGUGCGGCUCAAGGACCGCCUCUACGUCCUGGGUGGUCGCACACCUCAGACGUUCCACACUGACGAGGAGCCGGACCGCAUGAGUAACCGACUGCUGGAGUACGACCCAGAGUCCAACAAGUGGGCCGAGUUGGCCCCCAUGAACUACUCCAAGUACCGCUGCAGCGCCGUCGUCCUGAAUGGAGAGAUUUAUGUCAUGGGUGGCAUCGGGUGUGAGGGAGUGGAUCGGGGCCAGUGUCGGCGUUGCCUGAAUGUGGUUGAGAUCUACAAUCCUGAUGGGGACUUCUGGAGGGAAGGGCCUCCACUGCCAUGGCCCAUCCUCUCCCUGCGCUCUAAUGCCUCCAAUGCUGGAGUGGUGAAUGGGAAGAUCUACAUGUGUGGAUACUACAAGGGAGCAGAUCGCUAUGACAACAUCACUAAGGACAUCCUGGAGCUGAACCCGUGGGAGGGAGGGAGCUGGUCAGUGGUCAGGAGGCGUGUCCUAAUGCACGACAACUACGACGUGUGUCUGGUGGCCAAGCUCAACCCUCGGGGACUCCUGCCCCCACCCUCUGACCUGGCUGAGCAGUAGCUUGGAUUUUACUAGUGCACCAUACUCAUUUCGUGCAGUGGGUGGAAGUUUAUGGAUGGCAAGGCCAGGCUAACUGAUCAGUAGCAGCAGCAUCUCCACUAGGGCUCUCCAGCAGCUUUCACCUGCAGUGUGUUUACAAGUAGACUGGAGGCAGGAGACACAAACAGGCAGUAGGGCAGCAGUCUGCUUCCAGAGUAAGCAAAAGCAGGCGCUUCACAGACUUGCUUUUUUCAUUGAAAGGCGAUCGAAGUGUACAGAAUGAUGAUGUCAGUAUCGUCAUGAAGAGGGUCAGUGUUUUGCUUAUGCAAGUUUCCCCAGUACUUAAAGCAACACCAAGCAGUCAAUCUCUUAGGUCGUCCUACAGGUUGAAAGCAGAAUUGCCCACAUAGAGAACUACAGAUGGUCGGCCACUCCAAAUGUAGUUACUAUAUACUAAGUAAGAGUAGAGUACAGUAUCAUGUAUUAAUCCCUAGGGAAAUUAAGGUAAAUUAAAGUAAGGGAGGCAAAGACAAUUCAGAAGUGCCUUGCACAAUGCACGUCUUUACUAGUAGUUGUUGAUGUAAAAAUUAUCUUAAAGUUCAAAUACUGGUACUUCUUUGUGUUGCUUUAAUCACAAGAUCCUUGGUACUGGUAUAUAGUAUGUAAUUAUUUUGUUCACUUCAAGUGGCUACGUUUCUAUGGUGUUGAGCACACAGGUAUCCACUGCAACAAAGCAGUUUGUAAAUACUGGGUUUUGGUUUUGCAUUGUGAAAAAUCUUUGGCUUUUUUGCUUGUACUGGCUCCUUUAUCUUACCCGAGCCGAUGCUAGACAGCAUAUCAGAUCCCACAUACACACGUUCCAUUAGUAUUUUUUGUGUUAAUAACCAUGUUUAGAUUUCUUUUUGUUGUUACGAACAUUGCAAUCGUGAACUGCAGAGUAAUAGUUUACAAAAAAAUCCUUUUGCCCAUGAAGACUUACAUACUCACACACAGAAAACCAUGCACAUACAGCAUACUGACACAAGCACUUAUUAAAAUCAGCACUUUAAGCACAAACAUCACAUGCACACUAUCAGCUGUGAGCAGUGACUUGUUGACAUAACACUCGCGUCUUUUCCCACUUGGCUUAUUUUUCAGGCACAUUCUGACUCCGCUUAUGUGAUUUGUAUAUAUUUAUUGUAACUCAAGUUUGCUUGCAGAAGAAUACAGUCAUGCAAAUAGA